Molecule: messenger RNA, 945 nt
Organism: Diorhabda sublineata
Lineage: Eukaryota; Metazoa; Arthropoda; Insecta; Coleoptera; Chrysomelidae
Product: cell division cycle protein 123 homolog
Exons: 1
Coding region: 7-819 (270 amino acids)
Cellular component (GO): cytoplasm
Source: RefSeq, a predicted model, not a curated record
AUUUAAAUGUUAGAAUUACAAGAUUUACGUGAUUUUUCAAUAACAAAUUGGUAUGGGACAUUCAAAGACAUUACAGUUAAGACUAUAAUUGUGGAUUUACCGGAACAGUUGUUGAAAACAAUUCAAAAAGAAGAUAUACAAGAUUCAGAUGAAGAUAAUGAAAUUGUCGACGAUGAAGAACUACCUGUUGAAUUUCUUCAAGAUUUUAAAAAUGCGUUAAAUGUUUUUGAUAAUAAUGCGUUCGUUAAAAAUAAUUGGCACGCGCCUGUAGAUGCGAGGAUGUUUAGUUUUGGGAAUUAUUUAAAAGUGAUAAAUCUGGAUGAUGUAAUAACGUAUUUUACGAGUUCUAGUAGAAUUCAAGAAGAUUUUUCAAUUGUUACGAACAUUCCGUUUUGUAUAGCUUUAAGAAAAUGGAUCAGUAUUCAUCCUGCAGCUGAAUUUCGAUGCAUUGUUAUCAACAAUGUCCUACGAGGAAUAACUCCCAGAGAUUGGCCGACUUUUUAUGCCCAUUUCAAAGAAGAAGGACCACAGAUUAUCGAUGAAUUGACGAAUUUUUUCAACGACAAUAUAAAACUCAGGUUUUUACGUAAACAUUUCGUGUUUGAUGUGAUUUUUCAAUAUCCUGAUAAGCCAUAUAUCAUUGAUUUCGAACCAUUGAAUUCCAAGACGAAUUUGUACGCAUUUAGUUGGAAGGAAAUUCAACCUCUUAUAAACAAAGAUAGUCCUGAUGAUGUAGCACCUGUUUUCAGAUACCUCGAAACUGAUAUAGGAAUUAUCACUAAAACUGAUGCUUUAAAUAUGUUAACAAGAUGUAAUUGAAAUAUUUACAUUGAAUAAAAAGUUUUAACAGAUUAUUUAUUGUGAAUCCUCAACUUUCUAGUGAGUAAAUAGUUUAAUAAAAAUUUCUACCUAGUGAAAAAUAGUGUUUUUCAUACAUGGAAAAAU